CGCAAUUCCAUAUUCCGAAUUGCAAUUUCAGCCGCAUAGAGAGAGAGAGAGAGAGAGAGAGAGAAUCGCAGAGCGAGGGACGGCGGAAAGAAGUUUAAUUUAAGGAAAUGGCAGAGAAUCAUCCGUCGACGCCUGAUUCGCCGACGUCAGUCGGGUUCAACACGGAUCAGUUGCCUCACACGAGCCGCACCUCCGAGAACUUCUCGUCCUCCUCUUCCGACGACGAGGCCGCCGUCGACCCCGAAAUCGUCCGAGAUGAACCCGACGACGACCCCCUCCUUGAAGAGGAGGAGGGAGAGGAUCUCUUCCACGACAAUUUCUUGGAUGAUUAUCGGAGAAUGGAUGGGCACGACCAGUACGAGUCGGUGGGGCUGGAUGACUCCGUUGAGGACGAAAGGGAUUUGGAUCAGAUCAUGGCUGACCGCCGUGCCGCGGAAGUCGAGCUUGAUACCCGUGACGGCGUCCACACCUCACGCAAGCUCCCCCAUCUUCUCCAUGACCAAGAUACUGACGAUGACAGCUACCGGCCUUCGAAGAGGGCAAGGGCGGAUUUCAGGCCUCCGAGAAGCUACGAUGAUACAGAUGGAAUGCAGAGUUCACCCGGAAGAUCACAGUCGCAGCCCGAACACUCCCGAGAGACUGAUGAUGACGGCGAUGAGAAUGAUGAAGACGAAGAAUUUGAAAUGUAUCGUGUUCAAGGAACACUCAGAGAGUGGGUUACUAGAGACGAAGUGCGAAGAUUUAUAGGCAAGAAAUUCAAAGAGUUUUUACUCACCUAUGUGAAAAAGGAUCACAAUGAUAUCGAAUGUGUGCGCCUCAUUAAUGAGAUGGUGUUAGCCAAUAAGUGUAGUCUGGAGAUUGAUUACAAGCAAUUCAUCCAUGUUCAUCCCAAUAUUGCCAUUUGGUUGGCUGAUGCCCCCCAGUCUGUCCUGGAAGUUAUGGAAGAUGUUGCCAAGAAUGUUGUGUUUACUUUGCACCCCAAUUACAAACGUAUCCAUCAAAAAAUCUACGUUCGGAUAACUAACUUACCUGUUUAUGAUCAGAUUCGCAACAUUAGGCAGGUCCAUUUGAAUACCAUGAUUCGUAUUGGAGGGGUUGUGACCCGACGCUCUGGGGUCUUUCCCCAGUUGCAGCAAGUAAAGUAUGAUUGCAAUAAAUGUGGGGCAAUCUUGGGGCCAUUCUUUCAAAAUUCUUAUUCAGAAGUGAAAGUUGGUUCUUGCCCUGAAUGCCAAUCAAAAGGACCAUUCAGUGUCAAUAUUGAGCAGACAAUAUACAGGAACUAUCAAAAGCUUACACUCCAAGAGAGCCCUGGAAUUGUCCCCGCAGGUCGGCUUCCAAGAUACAAGGAAGUGAUACUAUUGAAUGAUCUAAUUGAUUGUGCUCGUCCAGGGGAAGAGAUUGAGGUCACUGGCAUUUAUUCAAAUAAUUUUGACUUGUCUUUGAAUACAAAGAACGGGUUUCCUGUAUUUGCCACUGUGGUUGAAGCAAAUUAUAUCACUAAGAAGCAAGACCUCUUUUCUGCUUACAAACUUACUCAGGAAGAUAAAGAAGAGAUUGAAAAGUUGUCUAAAGACCCAAGAAUAGGAGAAAGGCUUAUCAAGUCAAUUGCGCCAUCAAUCUAUGGUCAUGAGGACAUAAAGACUGCAAUAGCUCUUGCCAUGUUUGGAGGCCAAGAGAAGAAUGUUGAGGGAAAACACAGACUAAGAGGGGAUAUAAAUGUUCUUCUCUUAGGUGACCCUGGCACGGCGAAAUCACAGUUUCUUAAGUAUGUUGAAAAGACUGGGCAGAGGGCUGUGUAUACUACUGGUAAAGGUGCAUCUGCUGUGGGGCUCACAGCAGCUGUCCACAAGGAUCCUGUUACAAGGGAGUGGACUCUUGAAGGAGGAGCGCUUGUUCUAGCUGACAAAGGAAUAUGUCUUAUUGAUGAAUUUGACAAAAUGAAUGAUCAGGAUAGGGUGAGUAUUCAUGAAGCAAUGGAGCAGCAAAGUAUUAGCAUAUCAAAAGCUGGGAUUGUCACUUCUCUCCAAGCACGCUGCUCUGUCAUUGCAGCUGCAAACCCUGUUGGAGGAAGAUAUGAUUCCUCUAAAACAUUUGCGCAAAAUGUUGAGUUAACAGAUCCAAUCAUCUCUCGUUUUGACAUCCUCUGUGUUGUUAAGGAUGUGGUUGACCCAGUCACUGAUGAAAUGCUUGCAAAGUUUGUCGUUGAUAGUCACUUCAAGUCGCAAGCUAAGGGAGCUAAUAUGGAUGAUAUGCCUAUAAGCGAAUCCCACGAAGAUAGUGAAGCCUCUGCCAACCCAGUAGAUCCAGAGAUAAUUCCUCAAGAUAUGCUGAAGAAAUACAUAACAUAUGCCAAGUUAAAUGUAUUCCCAAGGUUGCACGAUGCUGAUUUGGAAAAGAUCACACGUGUUUAUGCUGAUAUGCGGAGAGAAUCUUCACAUGGACAAGGAGUACCUAUAGCCGUAAGGCACAUUGAAUCAAUGAUCCGAAUGUCUGAAGCACAUGCAAGAAUGCACCUUAGACAGCAUGUAAUACAAGAAGAUGUGGACAUGGCAAUUCGUGUAUUACUCGAUUCAUUCAUCUCAACCCAAAAAUUUGGGGUGCAGAAAGCUCUGCAAAAGAAAUUCAGAGAAUACAUGACUUAUAAGAAGGAUUACAAUAGUGCGGUCCUUCAUUUACUCCGUCAGCUCGUGAGGGAUGCAAUCCGCUUUGAAGAAAUUGUUUCUGGCUCUGCCUCAGGGCUCACCCACAUUGAUGUAAAAGUGGCAGAUUUGCAGAGGAUGGCGCAGGAGUAUGAGAUCCUUGAUCUGCAACCCUUCUUCACAAGCGCUAGUUUCUCAGGAGCCAACUUUGAGUUGGAUGAAGAGCGUGGAUUGAUACGGCAUCACCUUGCAAGAUGAUGAUUGGAAGAAGUAUCGGUUUCAAAAUUUGCUUGAAACACAUCAAUCAGUGGUCUUGCAUAAGUAGCACGAGCAAAAAUGUCGCGGUAGUUUUGACUGCAGGAUUAUGAACUGCAUAGUUAGAAAUUAGAUAGAUUUUGAACUAAAUCUUACGAUUUGCAUUUGGUUUCGAUGCUAAGAUAACGUUUACUGGUUUCUCUAGCUGCUCGCUCCAUAGAAUUUGCCCCUCAGAUUUUCUUGUUUUUGGUGUUGGGUCUUUUAAUUUUUUUUAUUCGUCGAAAAUAAAAAGGUGCAUGAUGAUUUUUUA
Messenger RNA from Pyrus x bretschneideri (Chinese white pear), 3204 nucleotides. RefSeq names its product DNA replication licensing factor MCM2. Gene Ontology annotation, cellular component: MCM complex; nucleus. The record is from RefSeq and is a predicted model, not a curated record. Gene Ontology annotation, molecular function: single-stranded DNA binding; 3'-5' DNA helicase activity; single-stranded DNA helicase activity. The coding region runs from base 108 to 2897 and encodes 929 amino acids. NCBI's taxonomy places the organism in Eukaryota, Viridiplantae, Streptophyta, Magnoliopsida, Rosales, Rosaceae. Gene Ontology annotation, biological process: double-strand break repair via break-induced replication; mitotic DNA replication initiation; DNA replication. The transcript has 17 exons.